UUUUGUAUGGAGCUGAACCAGCCAACGCUGCCAAACAUCCGCAAGUGGAAGGGCCCUAGAGGAUGUUGGAAGGGUGUUGUUUCCGAAAAACCCUCAGGCCAGCUACACAAGGGAGUUGAAUAUUCUGGCUUCCUCUGGGAUACAACAGCUGGCAUUGAGCUGAAAGAUGCCUCAUCUCAGGAGAGCGCACAAUCUAAUGGCAACGGGAGGCACUCAUAUCCUCACCCGUAUCUUGCACAUUUCAAGGUUGGAAUGAAUGAUCUAACGGUGGUUAACCUUCACCUGGCCUUGCCAUCCUCAGCGGGAGAGAAUACCGGGAAGAACCACGACAGCCACAAACUGGCAGCCUGUGCGCAGAGUUUGCAGGAGACUCUGAAAGGAGAAAAAGAUGUAAUCAUCCUCGGAGAUUUUAACCAGGCCCCAGACAGCAGUGACCAUGACAUCCUGAGGAAGGAGAAGUUCCAUCACCUGGUCCCUUCCAGCACCUUCACUAACAUCAGCACAAAGAACCCACAAGGGUCCAAGUCGCUGGACAACAUCUGGAUCAGUCGGAGCUUGAAAAAGGUUUUCACAGGUCACUGGGCUGUUGUGAGAGAAGGGCUUACAAACCCAUGGAUCCCCGAUAACUGGUCCUGGGGCGGGGUGGCUUCAGACCACUGCCCAGUGCUCGCUGAAUUUUACCUGGAAAAGGACUGGAACAGGAAGGAGGUGACACGGAAUGGGAAUGGGGUGACGGUUGAACGGAACGACUCCCACACUAAGCACGAACGAUGACGUGAACUUGAGGGUGCUUCUUCUGCUACCCAGGGAGCAGUCAAAAGCUCUGGUCAUUCGCGGCUCUGUGGCAGAGCAGGACUGGCUUUCCCUCUCCCUCCUUCCUGCGUUCCUCCCUGCGCUUAGAAAGCAUCAGCACUUGUUUUUGGUGGGCCUGGCUCUGUGCCCCUCCUGGACAAUUGUGGACAGUGUCUCAUGGCAGCAAUCUGCAACUUUUUCUGGGGACACAGUGGACAUUUCCACAUCUGGAGAUUUGGAUGAGAAUUGUACAGAAAAUAAAGUGUACUUUUAAUACUGUA
This is a messenger RNA of Pipra filicauda (Wire-tailed manakin), 1073 nucleotides long. RefSeq names its product endonuclease/exonuclease/phosphatase family domain-containing protein 1. The transcript has 5 exons. The record is from RefSeq and is a predicted model, not a curated record. Gene Ontology annotation, molecular function: catalytic activity. NCBI's taxonomy places the organism in Eukaryota, Metazoa, Chordata, Aves, Passeriformes, Pipridae. Gene Ontology annotation, cellular component: plasma membrane. The annotation marks the transcript as partial.